Messenger RNA from Mesitornis unicolor (brown roatelo), 702 nucleotides. RefSeq names its product glutathione peroxidase 3 (plasma) (gene GPX3). Gene Ontology annotation, molecular function: glutathione peroxidase activity. Lineage: Eukaryota; Metazoa; Chordata; Aves; Mesitornithiformes; Mesitornithidae. Gene Ontology annotation, biological process: response to oxidative stress. The transcript has 5 exons. The record is from RefSeq and is a predicted model, not a curated record.
AUGGGGGGCUGGUCCCGCAGCGCCUGGAUUUUGCCCCUUUUCUUGGCCGGGCUCAUCCAGCCGGGGCAGAGCCAGGAGAGGGAGAAGGUGAAAUGCUACGGCUCGGUGCAGGGCACCAUCUACGACUACGGGGCCUUGACCCUCGAUGGGGAAGAGUACGUCCCCUUUAGGAAUUACGCAGGGAAGAUGGUGCUCUUCGUCAAUGUGGCCACCUACUGAGGCCUCACCCUGCAGUACCUUGAACUGAAUGCACUACAAAAUGAGCUGGGGCCCUACGGACUCGUCGUCCUGGGCUUCCCCUCCAACCAAUUUGGGAAGCAGGAACCCGGCCAGAACUCGGAGAUCCUCCCUGCACUGAAGUACGUCCGGCCAGGGGGUGGCUUCGUCCCCAAUUUCCAGCUUUUCCAGAAAGGGGAUGUGAAUGGGGCCAAGGAGCAGAAGGUCUUCACCUUCCUGAAGAACGCCUGUCCUCCGGUGGCGGAGGAGUUUGGGAACCCCAAGAACCUCUUCUGGGAGCCCCUGCGGAACCACGACAUCAAGUGGAACUUUGAGAAGUUCCUGGUGGGCCCCGAUGGAGUGCCCGUCCUGCGCUGGUACCACCGCGCCAACAUCGCUGUCGUCAAGAAUGACAUCAUCGCCUACAUGAGGCAGCAGCAGCAGCAGCAGCAGCAGCAGGAGGAGGAGGAGGAGGCAGCCCAGUAG